AUGAACAUAAAAGAACCGACGAUACUCCCGCUCCGUACGCACAUUCGUAUUAAUAGACCGCUUCCUCUCGUUCAAACGACACAACAAAACCACGCCUCAUACAAACGACUCGCCUCGCAAACGCUUGCGCAUUCAAGAACACGAGUCGAAUUCAAAGCGAUGACAACACCACACCUCUCUUUGUCGCCUUUUUUCGCGAGAACCGUCACCGCACUCGCGUUAUUUCGGACGAUCGCGCCGCACUUCGCGCUCCUCCGCGACGCGUUCGAAACGCUCGAGGAUGGUUUGGAUUCGAUUUUGAAGCGAAGUUUAAACGCUUUAAGCGCACCAAGAACGCAUCAAGAAGAGAGCGACGACGAGGAGGAGGAAGAAAUGCGUCUCGUGAAACACUCCGCGGAUUCUAUCGCGGCGCUGAGAGCGAUGGAAUACCGACGAGGGAGGAAAGCGUUGGUGAAGGAUAAAUUCGCCAAGACACUGGCAGGCAAAGCGGCGUACGCGAAGGCGAAACUAAAACUCCCGAUCGGAGAUAACGGACGGAUUGCCAUAAGGACCAAGUUCUUCGACGAGACGAUACGGAUGGCGAUGUACGAAAACCCGACGCACGUGAACUGGCAAAUCGUUUUACUCGGAAGCGGGAUGGAUACGAGGAGUUAUCGGAUGGAAAAUCCGCACGGGUUAAUCAAGACGGUGUUUGAAAUCGAUCACGAGUCCGUUUUGAAGAGGAAACGGGAGCUUUUAAAAGAGUGGCCGCAUUGCGGGCCGCGAGUGAUUUUGGCCGAGGAGCGGGUGGAAGUGUUCGCGGAUAUCAUGAAGGACGAUUGGAUGCGAAAGUUGAGAGAGAAAGGGUUCGACCACACGAGACCGACGGUGUGGAUGUUGGAAGGUUUGUUGUACUACCUAACGCCGGAGUUUGCGUCUGCAGUCGUUCGAGAGUGCGCGGAUGCUUCGGCGAGAGGAUCGUACAUCGUGGCGUCGUGCGUGAAUAAUUCCUCCUUGUACAGAGCGAUUUCAAACAGUUCGAGCGCGUAUAACGAUUUGGAGAAUCAAAUGACGCCGAUGCGAGAUCGGUUGACGUAUAAUAACGACGAUAUGAGUCCGUUGGCAUCGUCGUCGUAUUCGCCGCGGUAUUAUUUACACACCAGCGGUAUUGAUUACAGCAACGACCCGCAUCAUCGCAACGAGGACAAGAAUUCAAAGAAGAAGAAGAAGAAGACAAAAGACAAAAAGAGUAAGAAGAAUCAAAUGACGGCGAGACAAACCUGGAAAUCCGCGAUAGACACGCCGGAACUUUAUUUCCCAGCGCGAGGGUGGGAACGCGUCACCGCGUACCAACUCGGCGACGACGGGUGCGACUACGGCAGAUGGACGGGCAAACGCCCGACGGCGAGACCGCCGACGUGGAAGACGGAUUUAGAACCGAGAUCGUUUUACGUCCGAGCGGUGAAAGGCGGAUACACGCACCAAGAACUCGCGCCAAAAAUACCGGAGAAGAGCUCGUACGUCGCGUUCCAGGAUGACUCGUAUUCGAGUAAAAUCUUGCGCGCAGAUUUCGAGGAGGACUUUUUGGAUCACAACAACAACGACGACAACAACAACGACAACAACAAAAAAGAAGAAUCGUUUUCGUUCUUGGACGAAGACGAGUCUGGAUUCGUGUUAACGCCGUCCGCGAUUACCAUGCGAACGCCGCGAACGAGUUACACGAAAGCAGACAUUGAUAAAAUAUUAGCCCCGGACGAUGAAAUCGACGACGACGAAGCUCGAAUCAAGUCCGUCGGUCAAUCGGCGAUGGCUGAUUUCGAGGUCAAACUGAACGACGUGAUUACAGAGUUCGAUUGA
Messenger RNA from Bathycoccus prasinos, 1839 nucleotides. RefSeq names its product methyltransferase. Lineage: Eukaryota; Viridiplantae; Chlorophyta; Mamiellophyceae; Mamiellales; Bathycoccaceae. Gene Ontology annotation, biological process: methylation. Gene Ontology annotation, molecular function: methyltransferase activity. Bases 1 to 1839 code for a protein of 612 amino acids. The transcript is spliced from 2 exons. The record is from RefSeq and is a predicted model, not a curated record.